Molecule: messenger RNA, 819 nt
Organism: Paraglomus brasilianum
Lineage: Eukaryota; Fungi; Glomeromycota; Glomeromycetes; Paraglomerales; Paraglomeraceae
Source: the annotation of a GenBank genome assembly
AUGAGCUACCGUAGAACGACAUUGUUUGUUGCUGGAUUUGGGUCUCAAGUUCGUGCUAGAGAUUUGGCAUACGAGUUUGAGCGAUAUGGAAGACUCGUUCGUUGUGAUAUCCCUGCUCCUCGAAGUUAUCAAUCAAAGCCAUAUGCUUUUGUUGAGUUCGAAGACGAGCGUGAUGCGGAAGAUGCUUACUAUGAAAUGCAUGGUCGUCGAAUCUAUGGACAUGCCCUGAAUAUUCAGUGGGCAAAAAAUGCACCCUCUCGUUCUUGGCGGUAUGAGGGCAGCCGAGGAUCUCCUCGUCGUCGUCGCUCCGCGACCCCAAGGUCUCGAAGGCGCAAAUCAUAUUCUCGCUCUCGUUCCAGCUCUCGAGGCCGUAGUCGUUCUCCUCGUUCUGAAAACCGUCGUGGCAGUCGCUCUCGAUCGAGGACAUCUGAUCGGGCGAAUUUAGAAGAUCGUACUGCGGAGCCUAGCGCUAGGAGAUCCAAAUCUCCUUCCUCAAGAGAUGGCAAACGCAGGGAUUCUCGCUCACGCUCUCGCGACGUUGGAAGAGAAAGAAGCCCAAGAGAAAGAAGCCCAAGAGAAAGAAGUCCAAGAGAUAGAAGUCCAAGAGAUAGAAGUCCAAGAGAUAGAAGUCCAAGAGAUAGAAGUCCCAGGGAAAGUCCAGGAGACAGAGGUUCAAGAGAGAGAGGUUCAAGGGAAAGAAGCCCAGAAGCAGACAUAAGUCCUCGAGCCAGAUCUACAUCGCCUAAACCCCGUGCAGCUUCUACAUCUCCAUCUAGUACUCCGCAUAGAUCUCAAUCAAGGAGCCCUCCACAUGAUUGA